AUGACGGACAGUGCAAUCCGAGACCUCCUGCAGCGUCGAUGGGGUCUUAAACCACCCACGUUGAUCAUAACCGUUUUUGGUACGGAUUUCGAGAAAAAACGCAAGCUGAAGAUGAUCUUCAAAAAGGGACUCUGGAAAGCCGCCGACAGUGGAUGCUGGAUAGUAACAGGAGGAUUUCAGUUGGGAAUAAUGAAACUAGCUGGUGAAGCAGUUCGCGACUACACGGAUGCCUACGGCGGAAAUAGGAUGCUGGCUUUUGGCAUCUCCAGUUGGGGAUGUGUCAAAAAGAACGACAUUCUUGAGGCCGCACUGGAGGAGGGAACCGCAGUCUACCAAUCAGAAGAGGACAAGGACUCGGACGCAGAGCAGAGUUCCACGACAGAGACCGCCACGGCCAACGCCACCACAGCGAGCAGCUUGAAGCGAACAGAUGUGGAGGAGUUGGCGCUCGAUCCGAAUCACAACUACUUUAUUUUCGCGGACACCGCGAAAACCGAUCACACGAAGGGUCGUGAGGCGGAGGUGCGAGCGCGCUUUGAACGCUGCAUCUCCCUGUGGAGCACCUCCACGCCCGAAACGGAGCCCCCGCUGUCAGCGAAUCGGCCCUCGCAGAGCGGUGGAGUCCGCAGCACCUCGGUGACGGCUGCCGAGCCCCUGGAAGACUACGCAACCACCCUCAAACGCAAGUCAACCAUCAAACGGCAGACUAGCGAGAAGACUGAAAGGCGUCCGCUUUCACGGUCAAGCUCAAAGUUUAAGGGCGGGAGCAGCGGUGGCGGUGCGGGUGGUGGAGGGGGCAGUGGAGGGGGAGCCGACGGGUCUGGUGAGGACGUGAGGAUACCCAUGUGCGGACUGGUGAUUGGAGGAGAUCGAUUUACGCUGCGUCAGGUCUACUGUUCCAUCAUGCAGAACCAAUGUCCGAUGGUUGUGGCCAAGGGGACUUCAGGCGCAGCCGAUGUCAUUGCGUUCGGUCUUGAGGCAGCCACGAAGAUGGAAACGGAGGAGAUUUUGGAAGACAAAGAGGCCAUUUCCCUGGAAACUAGACUGACCUCAGUGAUGGAGCAGUUUCUGCGGGAAAUGCACCCAGAUUACUACAAUUUCGCUGAGGAGGUCUCAAUGUUGCUAGAAAUAAUCACGGACUACGUCUCCUUGGUGCUUGUAUUCGACAUGGAAGAAGACGCUGACCUUGACGGAUACAUGAUCUCCUCGCUAUUGGCCAGUGCGGGAACAUCUACGCCACCGGACCAACUGAACCUCGAGCAACUAGAGAUCACGUUGACGCUGAAUCGGGCUGACAUAGCCAGGGAGAAGAUAUUUCUAGAGAACAAGCGCUGGAAGAAAGGCCAGCUAAAUGACUACAUGUAUCAGGCGCUGAUGGGAGAUCGACACGAUUUUGUGAAGAUCUUUCUUGAACAGGGCUUCAGCCUUGAGGAAUUCCUUACAGUCUAUAUGCUAGAGCGGCUCUACACGGAUCAGUUGAAAAAUAUGAGCUCCAAGGUUGCAAUUUUCAACAAAAUGUGGGAGUACCAUCGCUCACACCGACAAGCCUCAAAGGUUACGCUGCGCGACGUUGGCAAGGUGAUUAAAUCUCUCGUCGGUGACUUCUAUCAUCCUCUUUACUUGAGCAAGGAAUUCCAACAAAAACUGGCCCCCGAAAAACCGGAUUUGGCGGCAGUUCUCCCUAUGAAAUUCCAUAAGCCCCAGAAUCACAAUCGACGACCCGAUGGUGGUGGUGGAGGUGGUGGUGGUGGCGUUGUUAACUCCAGAAAUCAUCGUGAAGGUGGGUGUUAUCGGGACGGCGAUCAACUGACGAAGACGUCGACGUCGGCGUAUGACGCAGCAAACAGAUUCAAGUCGAUAACGAUUUGCCCCAACGUCCUGGGUCUCCACGAGCCUGUCUCCUUCAUCGAUUACAUCGACGAACGUAAGAAAAUUUGGGGAACAGUCACUUCCACUCAGCGAGGACGCAUGAGCCCCUCUAGUGCUCUCUCUCUUCCUCCCAUCGUCUCUGCAUGCAAUCCCAAGGUCAAGUACAAGGCGGCACCAGCGUUGAAGCAGGACAGCAAGAGCGUCGAGAACUAUCAGGGUUUGCUGCGAGAAACUUCACCCUCUCAACUGCUUUUUACUCCACCGAAAGACGACGAAGUUGGAGACGAAAGAACGCCGACAUUAGACACCGGCGACAACGUCUCGCCUGCAGACAUCAAACGCAGCUCCACGAAGACAACAACGCUGAGUCUGGAGCAGAAAACCGUGCUGGGCGAGGCGACCCCGAUGAUUGGGUCUGGAGACACGCAGAGCUGGGCUGAACGUCAGGCCUGCCGUCAGGACUCUGUUCCCUCGGAAGGCGAGUACGAGGUCGAAGAGACCAAAUCAAAAAAGAGCCGAUUCUCCGUCACGCACAUCGGAUUCGAUAAAGUGCGAUACGGACGUCACCAGAAACGUCGACUGUCAUUCGAGAAGAUGAAGGCCAUCCAAGUAGCGUCGGGACGAGGACAGCACUAUGGCAACCCGAAUUUCAUUGGCCGGCAACAUGUGGUGCUGCCCCACACCACUGCGGCAGCACCAUUGGCUGUUCACGAGCAGUCGUCGCGUCCAGCUCCCCUGAUGUUCCGCGAAAGCUCCAUAGAAUCGACCUACGAGUCCCAGCACGCCCAACAGCAGUCCAUUUCGGGGGAAGAGGAGGACGAGGAUGAUGACGAUGAUGAUGAGGAGGAGGAAGUGGGUCUCGGUGGGCACCUAAAGCGUCGACUCAUUGAAGUACUUCGACGAGGCACAGCCAAGGAAAACGAGAGUGGCCAUUUUGAGGGUCUUCUGCCCGGCAAUCUCCAGACGCUGAAGGCGGUGGCUGCCUUGGCGGCUGUUGCUGGAGGCAUGGGCGGUGGUGGCGGUCCUACGGACCCAGACAAGACUGCAGCUAAUGAGGAGGCACGAAUCAAACUUAUUCAGUUUGACAGACCAGCUCGUGAGCUACUAAUUUGGUCUGUUCUCGUGGGGAAGCUGCGCAUGUCCGAGUUAUUCUGGACAAUGGAGAAGGAGCCAAUAGCAGCAGCUCUUCUGGCUUCAAUUCUUCUUUCCGCGCUCAGCAACAAAACAGACGAUUUUACGGACAAAGAGGACUACAAGAACUACUCAAAAAGCUUCCAGGAGAAGGCGGAGGGCGUGCUCAACGAGUGUUACCGUGAGGACGAGCACCGAGCCCAGCUGAUCAUCAACCACGAGCUCGCCUACUACGGACACAGCUCGGUCAUCAAGCUGGCCGCCGAGGGCCAGAGCAUCAAGUUCAUGGCCCACCCCUGCUGCCAGGACUUCCUCACCAACACCUGGAAGGGAAACCUCUCUUCCAAGAACAGCAUGUUCAGGAUGAUGUUUGGCCUCAUUUUUGGCCUCACCAUGCCUCUCUUCAUUCCAAAAGUUCUUCUUUAUGAAACUGAAGAGAAACAGAACGAGAACGGGGAGGAGUCAAACGACAGCACAGAACAGAAGGACGAAGAUUUGAGUGAGGACAUUGAGUCUCGUGUUGCCGUGAAGAGGAGCCUAACCACCAGCAUCCAAGUAGGCGCAAUGGAAUUUUGGACGAAAAUAAAAGACUUCUACAUGUCGCCGAUUGUUCGUUUCGUCUACCACACGAUCUCCUACGUCCUCUUCCUUGUCAUCUUCAGCUAUCUCCUAUUGGUCGAUUUCAAGGUCAAAAUAACCGGAGUUGAGUACAUUGUUCUUGCAUGGGUAAUAACUCUCUUCAUCGAAGAAAUAAAACAGUCGGUAUUAUCAGGGAUCAGUUUCUCCACCUACAUAUCAGACGGCUGGAACAAGUUGGACUGUACAGGCCUGAUACUCUACAUAAUCGGGUUUACACUGCGGCUGAUAGUUCUGGCACGACUCGGAGAUUCACAGAUGAACAAUGACACCGAGGCAUUCCACAUCCUCACAGACCCAAUAAUGGACCCCUCGCGAAUAUGCAUGGCCUUCAGUCUGUUCGUCUUCUACAUUCGCCUCAUGUACUCCUUCAGCUUCCACAUUGCGUUGGGACCCAAACUCAUCAUGAUUGGCAAAAUGGUGAGUCAGUAA
Molecule: messenger RNA, 4068 nt
Organism: Mesocestoides corti
Lineage: Eukaryota; Metazoa; Platyhelminthes; Cestoda; Cyclophyllidea; Mesocestoididae
Source: the annotation of a GenBank genome assembly